GUGCGGCACCUUGGAUACACACCUUGGAUACGCACCUUGGAUGGCAGGGCCACGCCUCCUUACCCAUCAGCCACCUGCCUCCUACCCCGAACCUAAACCGCCGUAAAUAUGACAGACGACGCAGCAGUUCGUUUCCGCGCUUCCGAACAAGAACACUAUGCACUGAGUUCGGUUCACCUUAGCAGCGACGAACCAUGUGCCCAAUAAGGUAUUGGCGAGGACGGCGACUAUUAAUGCCAACCUUCUCCCUCGGCGAAGCGACCGCCUCUCGAUCAGCACAUUAUCUCUCGUCUGUUCAUAACUACGACCCGAAGGCAUUUAAAUACCCCGUUCCUACCAUCACUCCGCCCACCAGUUCAGCCAUCCAUCCCAGCAGCCAUCCAAUCCGACUCUGGAUUUCUUUUUUUUUUUUUCCUAUUAUUUUUCCUUACCAUCUAGGCCAUCAUGGACAUCAAACAAGACGAGCAACAGUUAAGGCAGACGGUACCCCGGAUAGAUACCAACUUGCUGCCAAAAUUGGCCAUCGCUUCGCAAACCCAUCGUGUCCUUCUCAGAGACUUCCUCGACGACAUCCCCCCCGAGGCGGAGCCCAUCCUCCCCUACAUUACGGAAUUGGAAGCGCGAUGCGGGAUUUUCCGCCAUUUCAAAAGCGAGUGCGAUCAGAUGAAGAGUCCUCCUCGGUGGGACUUGAACGCGACGGCGUUAGCUAUAAUCAUGGUGGCCCCGAUCUCACAGCUCAGGAUGGUCCUCAAUAACAUCGCCGGGCUAAGCGACGUCGCGGUUUGCUUCGGAGGAGUCUUCCACGUUCUUUGCAAAGAAGCGGUGGCUGGAGUGAGGGCUUAUCUUUCCAACGACGAGGGCCACAAUAGCCCGAGAAGGUCGAUACUUGUCUACCAAGGCUCGGGGACACCAACCCCAGCCAAAAGGAGACAUGUGAUGAUGUCUAACCCGUAUUUCGGGCUGCGCCAUUCGGGAUUCGCGUUGGACACGCUCAACGCGGAAACUGCACAUAGACUCGUGAGUAGUCCUUAUCGACCAAACCAGAAGCAUACGGCCAACAUUGUGACAUUGCAGCACCGCAACUGCUAUGGGUAUACGUGUGCCAUUACUGGAUUGCCCGACCCUGAGGCUGCAAACAUUUUCCCUACCACGGUCGGUCCCAAAGGGAACUUGGCCGGCCUAAACGGAAUGCUCCAUGAAUUCUGGGGCGAGGGGGCGUUCAGGGCCUGGGAGAAAUUGAUCCGGGACGACCGCGUUCUCGAGUCUCCCAAAAAUGUCGUCUACCUCAACCGGCAGUUGCGCUUCUGGUGGGACAAGGCCAGGUUUGCCCUGAAGCCUCUACGCGAGUCUGAGAAGGAGGUGGUGGUCCAGUGGCACUGGCUCAAACGGGCCUGUUUGAAGCCCAAGCAGCGGUUAGCUACCGACGACUUCUUAGCUGAAGCCGGUCUCGUCGACCAGAAAUGGGGCCGCGGCCUCGCACACCGCAGCAGCGGCGUGGCCAUCGAAACGGGCCAGGUCUUUUCCAUCCGGGCCGACAACCCCCUCUUCCUGCCCAGUUUCGAGCUGCUCCGGCUCCGCUGGGACCUGCUGCGUGUCGCCACGAUUUCUGGGGCCUCCGAGGCUUCGGACGCAGACUACGCCAGAUACGAAGACGACGAGCUGGAAAUGAGCCCCGGGGAGGCGGAAGCGUGCCUCGACAUGCCAGUGGUAGCAGAGGAGAGCGAUUCAGAAGACGAAUACUCGUACUAGGAGCGCAAGGGCCUCGUAGAGAGAGAGAGAGACAGGCGGCACGGCGGUAACUUGUGUCGCCAUUAUUAUGCCUUCACAGGUUACGGCUACUCGCUCGACAGACACGGGGGGGAGAAAGCGUUUCGAGAGUGGAAUGGGUCGUA
Molecule: messenger RNA, 1892 nt
Organism: Durotheca rogersii
Lineage: Eukaryota; Fungi; Ascomycota; Sordariomycetes; Xylariales; Xylariaceae
Exons: 3
Coding region: 445-1749 (434 amino acids)
Source: RefSeq, a predicted model, not a curated record